CAAUAAACAACAGAAGAAGACGAUGAGGCGGAAGAAGAAAACAAUAAUAAUGUGAAUGAAUCCUCGACUACGGAGCCCUGGACUGUAUUACAUUUUCAAAAUGGAAAAAAACUUCUGUCAGUGGAAGAAACAGAGUCUGAACAAAGUGGACCUGAGUAAGAAAGGCGUUGUGGAUGACGAUGUUGUCCACAUCGUGUCACUGCUUAAUAGUUAUGAGGAAUAUUUCACCACCAGUUCGUGCUCGGGACGAAUCAUAAUCAUUGACAGGGCUCCAGAUAGUGUUGUUGUCCAGAAGAAGAACCUUGUCUGGCUGUUGGUCUCACACAGUAAAUGCACAUUUGAUGACAUGAUGUCCGCCUUGGCCAGCUCUUGUGGAAAUGCUGUGCUGAAGUUUGAACCGUUUGUUAUGCAUGUUCAGUGUCGCACACUGGAUGAUGCACAGUUAUUGCUCUCAGCUGCUCUUCAGUCGGGCUUCAAAAACUCUGGUCUCACCGCAAGCAAGACAGGGAAGAUCAUCACGGCAGUCCGCUGCACCCACAGCCUGGAGGUUCCUCUCAGUAACCAAGGCAGACUCUUGGUUUCCCAUGAAUAUAUUAAUUUCUUAACCCAGAUAGCCAAUCAAAAGAUGGAAGAUAAUUUAAGACAAAUUGAAAGGUUUUACCAGACCAUCCAGACUACUUUGACAACAAACAAACAACCAAAAGGCCCGCAGGAUUCAAAGUCGCAUGAAAUAAAACAACCCCCUUUCAUGGAUCUGGAAAAGAAGGAACAGGACAAAGAUGACAAGUUUGUGAGGGAAGCACAAAUCAAGAGUAUAAACACUGAAUGUCUGGCUUAAUCUUAAAAUGGAUAUUUGUAGAUUUUUGGUCAAACAAUGUAUUUUUUCUCUGAAUGUAAGCCAUUUUAUCUGCAGAAAACACACUCAUUCACCAUAAGGGUAAUAUGUGACAAUAAAAGUAAAAUGUACAGCAUACAUGUACCAUGAUUUAAAAAAGCCCACAAUUUUUACAUUUAUGUCUUUAUGCUUCAGUGAGAAUGUUUUUUUUGUGACAUUUUUGUUGGAUGGUCCUUGAACUCACCAUCGUUAGAUGGGGCAAAGACAAAGUGAAACUUGUUUUCUUUUCUUUCCAAAAAAGCUU
Molecule: messenger RNA, 1139 nt
Organism: Dunckerocampus dactyliophorus (ringed pipefish)
Lineage: Eukaryota; Metazoa; Chordata; Actinopteri; Syngnathiformes; Syngnathidae
Gene: tyw3
Product: tRNA-yW synthesizing protein 3 homolog (S. cerevisiae)
Exons: 6
Coding region: 56-838 (260 amino acids)
Biological process (GO): tRNA methylation
Cellular component (GO): cytoplasm
Molecular function (GO): tRNA methyltransferase activity
Source: RefSeq, a predicted model, not a curated record